AUGGGUGCCUCCUUCCAGAACUGCUUCAACUUCUACUCUGGUGCGGACCCUACUAAUGGCUUUGUCCGCUACCUCAACCAAACCGACGCCUUGUCGCAAGGCCUCUACCAGGUAUCCGGCAACAACGUCUAUCUCAAUGUCGACAGCAAGAACGUCGCGCCCAACGGGCGUGCCAGCUUACGAUUAGAGAGCAAGAAGCUCUACAAUCGCGGCCUCUUCAUCUUGGAUGUGAUGCACAUGCCUGCCAGCACUUGCGGGAGCUGGCCGAGUUUUUGGUCCUUCGGUCCAGAGAAGACGUGGCCUGCGAACGGCGAGAUCGACAUCAUCGAAGGCAUCCACGACUCUACUAGAAACGCUAUGUCACUACACACAUCCGAUGGAUGCACCAUAACUGGGACUGGCAGCACGGGCACGGUCAAGACGAAGAACUGCUACGUCAAUGCUGCGGGCCAGACGAGUAAUGCUGGGUGCGGUACCCCCCUCAACCCCAAAUUCGGCGGUAUAUACGCUAUGCAGUGGACCUCCACCAGCAUAAAGAUGUGGUUCUUCCCACGCGACUCGAUCCCUUACAAUCUAUACGGCAACAAUCCCGACCCCACGCUCUGGGGUACGCCCAGCGCCAACUUCGCCGGCAGCGCCUGCGACUUCAAUAAACACUUCAUCAACCACAAACUUGUCAUCGACACCACGUUCUGCGGAGACUGGGGCAACGCGGUAUGGGCGAGUAACGCAGUGUGCAGCAAGAAGGCGACGACAUGUAAUGAGUUUGUGGCGAAUAAUCCGAGUGCGUUUGCGGAGAGUUAUUGGAGGAUUAACUAUCUCAAGGUAUUCAAGGAGUAG
Molecule: messenger RNA, 840 nt
Organism: Didymosphaeria variabile
Lineage: Eukaryota; Fungi; Ascomycota; Dothideomycetes; Pleosporales; Didymosphaeriaceae
Exons: 3
Coding region: 1-840 (279 amino acids)
Biological process (GO): glucan catabolic process
Molecular function (GO): hydrolase activity, hydrolyzing O-glycosyl compounds
Source: RefSeq, a predicted model, not a curated record